This is a messenger RNA of Ananas comosus (pineapple), 1842 nucleotides long. Its product is annotated as putative pentatricopeptide repeat-containing protein At1g64310. NCBI's taxonomy places the organism in Eukaryota, Viridiplantae, Streptophyta, Magnoliopsida, Poales, Bromeliaceae. Bases 96 to 1814 code for a protein of 572 amino acids. Gene Ontology annotation, biological process: RNA modification. The transcript has a single exon. The record is from RefSeq and is a predicted model, not a curated record. Gene Ontology annotation, molecular function: RNA binding; protein binding.
CUACAAUUUUUUUUUCAAAAACAAAAAAAAUUAAAGGAUAGUCACUUUAACAGUGUCCUCUACAACCUGAGAAAAAGAGAGAGAGAGAGAGGUUAAUGCGCUUUGCAAUACCUUUUACCUCUCUUCCGCCAUUAGAGCUCUCCCAAGUGUGCUCUUCUCUCUCCCUCCCCCAAACCAAGCAACUCCACGCCCUUCUCCUCCUCACCUCCCUCCACCACCGCCACCACUCUCCUUCUCCUCCGCCCACCUCUCCCCUUCUCCUCGUCCUCCCCCCUCUCCUCCGCUCCUACGCCGCCCAUGGCGACCUCCCCUCCGCCCGCCACCUGUUCGACCAAAUUCCCCACCCAACCACCCUCCUCUACAACUCCAUCAUCCGCGCUCACGCCUCGCGCCGCGACUUCCCCUCCGCCUCUCGCCUCUUCGCGCAGCUCCGCCGCUCCGGCGCGCAGAAACCCGACAACUUCACCUUCGCCUGCGUCCUCCGCGCCUGCUCGGACAAUUCCGAUCCAAUCGGCAUUAGAACCCUCCAUGGCGUCGUAGUCUCAUCUGGGCUGGUCGCGGAUCGCGUGGUUAGUAGCGCCUUGGUGAGCGCUUACUCAAAACUAGGCCUUGUUGACCAUGCGCGUAACGUGUUCGAUGACAUGGUUGAACCGGACCUGGUUCUGUGGAAUGCGAUGAUUUCGGGGUGUGGGUAUGUCGGAUUCUGGCAAAAGGGGCUCGAAUUGUUUUGUAGGAUGCGAGAAAAUGGCGAGAAGCCUGAUGGGUACUCAUUGGUGGGACUGAUAUCGUGUUUCUCAGAUUCGAAUUCGCUUCGACUUGGCGGUGCAAUUCAUGGGAUUUGUUUGAAAUCAGGGUUUGAUUCCAAUGCCCAUGUGAGAAGCGCACUGGUGGGAAUGUACUCAAAGUAUGGUUGCACAAUUGAGAGCUAUCAAAUCUUUAAAAGUAUCUCGCAACCGGAUUUAGUUACGUGGUCGGCUCUCAUUACCGGCCUCUUGCAGGCUGGUAGGCAUAAAGAGUCACUCACCAUGUUCAGAUAUAUGAGUAGCUCCGGCACAAGGCCGGAUCAUGUCUUGCUUGCUAGUUUACUCUCGGCUUGUGCUUCGGUUGUGGCUCUUCAGCAUGGGAAACAGAUCCACGGCUAUGCCUUGCGUAAGGCGAUUGAUUCGAGCAUCACAGUCUCGUGUGCUCUCGUAGAUGUGUAUGCAAAAUGUGGACUUCCCAAAUUUGCGUUAAAGGUGUUCGAGUCAAUGCCAAAGAAGAAUUUAGUCGCUUAUAAUACUGUUUUAUCAUGCUUAGGAAUUCAUGAUUUUGCAUAUAAGGCUAUUGAACUCUUUGAAAAGAUGCUUGGUGAAGGCAUUAGACCUGAUAAAGCCACAUUCUCUGCUCUGCUAUGUGCUUGUUGCCACUGUGGCCUUUUAGAUGAAGGAUCAAAACUGUUUGCAAGAAUGAGAGAUGAAUUCAGUUUAGAGAUUCACAUGGAGCAUUAUGUCUACAUGGUGAAGCUGCUUUCCACGGUCGGGAAGCUAAAAGAAGCUUACGAUCUUAUACAGGCGAUGCCGUUCUCGCCAGAUCGCGGUGUGUGGGGAGCAUUUCUAUGGGGCUGUUGUGUUCAUGGCCAUGCUGAUCUGGGUGCAACUGUAGCCGAAAAGCUCUUCUUGAUGGAUCCAAGCAGAAGUGCUUAUAGAGUGAUGCUUUCGAAUUUGUAUGCUUCUAAGGAGAUGUGGUGGGAUGCUAAGAAUCUUAGGGAGCAGAUGACUGUUCAAGGUCUGCAGAAGAGCCCUGGGCUUAGUUCCAUUGGUUAUAGGUGCUUAUAAUAUAGUUUAUUUCUCUCUUUAGUUUGGC